ACAGAAUUGUAAUGUUUAGUUUUUUGUGUUUCUUCAUUUUAUCACUAGUGACCCUCAACUUUGAGCUAUCUGUAAAUCUUGCCUGUGUUUACAGGAGGAGUUGUCGAACUCGAGUGGCUCCAAGUCCACAACCACCUCGGCCAUGGAGAGGGAGGAUGGGAACAGUAAGAGCACUGAGGUGCAGGCUGCACCAGGGACCAGAUCCAUAUCAGUGGGCUUACCUGAAAAUGAGGACAGCUCGGAUGUGCAGGACAUUAUUGAGUCGACCCCUGAGCUGGACAUGGAUCUCAUUGGCUACAAGCCCUGCAGUACUCCUACCAAAGGCAUCGAAAACAUGGCAUUUGACCGCAACACAGACUCCCUGUUUGAGGAGCUGUCGUCUGCAGGCACUGGGCUCAUAGGGGAUGUGGAUGAAGGGGCCGACCUGCUGGGUGAGUAA
This is a messenger RNA of Monopterus albus (swamp eel), 439 nucleotides long. RefSeq names its product C-Jun-amino-terminal kinase-interacting protein 4-like. Gene Ontology annotation, biological process: vesicle-mediated transport. Lineage: Eukaryota; Metazoa; Chordata; Actinopteri; Synbranchiformes; Synbranchidae. The transcript is spliced from 3 exons. Gene Ontology annotation, cellular component: cytoplasm. Gene Ontology annotation, molecular function: kinesin binding; MAP kinase scaffold activity; signaling receptor complex adaptor activity. The coding region runs from base 143 to 439 and encodes 98 amino acids. The record is from RefSeq and is a predicted model, not a curated record.